AUGCUGCUUCUAGCCCUCACCCUCUCCUUCCCACCACUGCAGCCCAUAGCAGCCCCACUCUCUGUCCUGGGAACAGUGGCCUACGUCAUCUCCUUCGCCAUGGCCCUCACCCUCUCCUUCCCACCGCUGCAGCCCAUAGCAGCACCGCUCUCUGUCCUGGGAACAGUGGCCUAUGUGCUCUCCUUCGCCAUGGGGGCCGGCCCCGUGCCCGCGCUGCUCCUCCCGGAGAUCUUCCCCUCCAACAUCCGUGCCUCUGCUGUGGCAGCAGCGCUCACCACGCACUGGCUCUGCAACUUCGUUAUAGGCCUCUCCUUCUUAGGGUUUGUGAAGGUGGUGGGUGUGGCGGCGGCGUAUGUUGGGUUUGCGGUGGUGUGCUUUGUCGGGGUGGUGUUUGUGCGCUCGUGUGUGGUGGAGACCAAGGGGCGGAGCUUGGAGGAGAUUGAGAGGGAGCUGAUUGGCAGUGAUGCGUAG
Messenger RNA from Closterium sp. Naga37s-1, 471 nucleotides. NCBI's taxonomy places the organism in Eukaryota, Viridiplantae, Streptophyta, Zygnematophyceae, Desmidiales, Closteriaceae. The record is from the annotation of a GenBank genome assembly.